Messenger RNA from Ruditapes philippinarum (Manila clam), 1756 nucleotides. RefSeq lists its product as uncharacterized. The coding region runs from base 1 to 1674 and encodes 557 amino acids. Lineage: Eukaryota; Metazoa; Mollusca; Bivalvia; Venerida; Veneridae. The transcript has 3 exons. The record is from RefSeq and is a predicted model, not a curated record.
AUGUGGUUAACUGAUAAAUGGUAUAACUUGAUCGUUUUUCAUUUACUUUUAAAUCCGUUUUGUUUCUGUCAAACUAAACUUGAUGUUCAUUAUUGUGGUUUUGAACAAAGUUGUAAGCAAAAUAAAUCCGAUGUUGAAUUGAAAACCAAUUCGUGUUGUUUGCCUUGUGAAUGCACGGAUAUUUGUGAAGAAAAGGACACGUGCUGUCAUGACAAAGUGGGGAGAGAUGAUACAAGGAAUGUUAUUCCUCAAGAAUGCAUACGUGCUUUAUAUUUACCAGAUGGUAUUUGGAAUGAUCAAAAUUAUGAUUAUGGUGUCCAGUCGUACCUUGUUAGAAGCCGAUGUCCUGUCUCGUUCAAAGACAAUCAUAUAAAAGAUAAAUGUGAAAAUCUUUAUCCUAAAUCCAUGCAAGAGCUUGUGUUUGUGUCGUCGAAGGAUGGAAAAAUCAUAUAUAAAAAUGAAUUUUGUGCAUUAUGUCAUCAAGAUAGCGGUGUGAUUAGCUGGACGAUAAACGCAUUUAAAAUCAAGAGGUGUCGGAUGCUGAUGUCAAAGGAACAUUUAAAUUUUGCAUCAGCUACAGAGUUCAUACUGGAUAAUUGUGCCGUGUCAUUCCAACAACCAAGUAAUGUAGACUUACAAAGUGUUAUUUGUUUUAAUGAAAAUAUGAUCAGCAAAUGCAAUGAAACGGGGAAGUGGGAUGUUUUUGAUAGCUAUUUAGAGCGUAUGUGCUUCAAUCCAGCAGAAUCAGCAUAUUAUGUCUCCACUGCAGUAUACAGGAACUUGUAUUGCUACCUAUGCAACGUUGAAACAAACACUCUAUCUGAAACAUGUAAUAGAACAAGCUAUUCCAGAGAUCCAUUUGAAUCUUCGUUUAGGUUAACCAAUCUUUUACAGUCUCCACCACAGCAUUCAUAUGUAGACAAUGCAUGUAAAACAGACGAAAUUUAUGAUGCCUUUUUAGGCCGUUGCAAAACAUUAUAUUGUCCGACUUAUUCUUUAUCCGUCAAUGGUCAAUGUAUACCAUUUAUAAAUGCAGGCCAAAGCUAUCGAUUGGUAUUAAAAUUGGUGCCAAAGGGAAUUGUGUUUAAGUCAGAAUCUCUAAAUAAGGCAUUGAGUUAUCAACUUCCAGUGAUUCUACACCAGCUUGGAUUUGGACACUGUGAACUAUGUCAUGGGAUUCUUUACGUAGAGGACAACAUCGAUACAGAUUAUUUAGAGGAAAUAGAUAUACAACUCGCUUUAGGUCAGACAGAGAAGUGUACAGUUGAUAGUAUUUGGUCAAAGGUCACUCUGAUUGAGAGAAAUAAAACCACUGUUAAAUUGAUUCUAGACGAAAGGAAGUUUCUCUUUAACGCUCUCUGGGACUAUAAUGAUUUGAUACCAAGGUCAAAAAUCAAGUAUACAUUUGGUAAAACAAGGCAUAUAAAUGAAUGUCGACCAGUGUACACAGGAUGUCCCAAGAUUCUACUGACAAUGAGAGAGUACAAAGAAGUCCUUGAUAAUCAUCCCAACGUCAAUGAUUUAUUGUUUAAACAACAUACGGAUGGCGGAAACGGGACGGUUUUUGUCUGCAUACAAAGCUAUAUUUCGGACCUUCGAUCGGCAGUAGUGCAGUCAACAGUUUCUUUACCUCAUAUAAUAACUGCAACAAUUUUACUUCACCAGUUUACAUAAAGAAAAGACCUGUCUUAUAACUAUGAACAAGAAUUGGCGCGAAAUUGACGAUUUAUGCCAUUUAAAGAUUGUUUCUUUUUAA